UUCUUAUAUUUGCUGAAUUUCCCCAGAAAUCUCAUGGCUCCAAAGAAUGAUCAGCCUACGAAAGGACCAUGGACAGCUGAAGAAGACCAAAAGCUGGCUCAAUAUAUUGAAGUCCAUGGUGCAAAGAAGUGGAAGCUAGUUGCAUUAAAAGCAGGCUUGAAUCGUUGUGGGAAGAGUUGCAGGUUAAGAUGGUUGAAUUAUCUGAGACCCAACAUCAAAAGAGGCAAUAUCUCAGACCAAGAAGAGGACUUGAUACUUAGGCUCCAUAAACUACUGGGGAACAGGUGGUCUUUGAUUGCUGGAAGGCUACCGGGUCGAACUGAUAAUGAAAUCAAGAACUAUUGGAAUUCUCAUAUGAGCAAGAAAGUAAACCAGAAGCAGGAACAGACACAGGUUUCAAGAACACAAAACUCCCAACUGGAAAACUGGGGAAGUGUUGAGGUGAAGGAAGAAAGUGGAGACUCAAAAACUUGUCUUAAUUCAGAUAAGUUAUUUGAAGCAGACAAGCCCUCUAGUCCCACAAGCGAAGAGCCUUCAAACUUCCAUGGUGAGCCUGAGACACAUUUUAACUUGGAGGAGUUAUUUGAUUUCUCAAGUGGAGCAUCUUCUAGUUUAGAGUGGGUGAGGGAAUUUCUUGAACUAGACCAGAGCUUCUAUGGAUUUUCAUGA
This is a messenger RNA of Telopea speciosissima, 669 nucleotides long. RefSeq names its product transcription factor WER-like. The coding region runs from base 34 to 669 and encodes 211 amino acids. The record is from RefSeq and is a predicted model, not a curated record. The transcript has 3 exons. Lineage: Eukaryota; Viridiplantae; Streptophyta; Magnoliopsida; Proteales; Proteaceae.